Molecule: messenger RNA, 2610 nt
Organism: Phytophthora infestans T30-4
Lineage: Eukaryota; Oomycota; Peronosporomycetes; Peronosporales; Peronosporaceae
Product: IQ and AAA domain-containing protein, putative
Exons: 3
Coding region: 1-2610 (869 amino acids)
Molecular function (GO): protein binding; ATP hydrolysis activity; ATP binding
Source: RefSeq, a predicted model, not a curated record
AUGUCGGAGCUCAACGAGCAAGUUCAUAUUGAGGACCACACGCUCGAAGACGGUUUAAACGGAACAUCCAAUGAACCGAUCUUGUCUCGAUUGUCCGAGUGUUACGACCAAAUGGUCCAUCCCCAGAAAAGGAUCGACGUUAAACAAGUGAUUGAAGUGGUGGCCACAAGAGUAGUGGAGCUCAAACAUCAACUGGUCAAGUGGAACCCUCCUAACCCGGACGUUAUGACGCAACCGGAGCGUAGUUUCCCGUGGGAAUACGUCAAUCUCGACGACAUCCUCGUGGACCUCAAGCUUCCUCCCGAGACGGUAGAGAUCCCAGUACCUCAGUCGUUUCUCGACGACCAACACGACGACCUCGUUCGUCGUGACCGACUGGUUAAAGGGUACAUGAAGCUUAAGCAUGGCGUCGAUUCCAUCCAACUGGAUGCAACCAAGCAGUCCACAGUAUUGGGAGGUAUAGGCAUCCUGUCGCUUGAUGAAGCUAUCGCUGUGAUCCAGAGGAACGAACGAGGUCGUCAGGGUCGUCAACGUGGUCUUCUGGUCCAGGAAUUACGUGAAGAAGAGCGUCAGCGUAAACUGUAUGAGGCAGCACAAGGCGCUCCCGAGAUGGAUCCGGAUAUUGCUGCUGCUAACAUCCAGCGCAUGUUCCGAGGCUUCUGGUCUCGAGCUGCUGCCGCUCGAGAACGUGACGCUGAGCUUGUUUUCAUCGGAAUGAAAGCUCCGGCGAUGGAUCGCUCGGUUCUGAAAAGAAACUUGCCGAUGCGCGUCUUCAACGUCGAUCCGAGCAACUUGAGAACAAGGAGGAAUACGAGCGUGCUUUGGUGGAAUUACACGGACCUAACUGGGUUUUAUACUGCUUUAAACGGUGAAAGUGCGGAAGAUAUCGCUAAGGCACAGGCUAAGGAAGAAGAAGCAAGAGGGAAAAAAGACGAUAAAAAAGGGGCUAAAGGGAAGAAAGAGGACAAGAAAGCUGCGAAAGGGGCAAAAGGUAAAGGUAAAGACGCCAAGGAGAAGCAAGAGGAGGCUCCGGAAAAGCCACCGCCGCUUACGGGACCUUCCGAACUGUGUACUAAAUUAGCUGGAGGCGUCUCGCAGUACGAGAAGGUGUGGCUUGAGCGCGAAGAGAUCGACAAUUUCUACCAGAAAUAUGACGUAGCACUCGCCAAGGACGUCGUUCGUGGCCCUGUGGAGGUCCAAGUACGUCAGCAAGUAGACGAGAUGUUGGUGUUGCAGCUAGUCAACAUUAAGACGCAACUUGAAGCCGCUGCAGCAGGCAAAAAGGGUAAGAAAGGCAAAAAAGGGAAAAAAGGGAAAGCCAAAAAGGGCAAGAAAGGCAAAAAAGGGAAGAAAGAAAAGGGCAAAAAAGGUAAGCCUCUGCCAGGUGAGAAGAUCGCAGAGCUUAAGGGCCGUGCGCCGGACUCGUUCCUCAGUGUAUUAGUCGAGAACCAGAUCGUACACGCGCCACGUCCUGGAGCUCGUGUGCGAGACUUCGUGGGCAGCUUUAACUUCCUCGGGACUAUUUUCCAACACUCGGAUCGUCGGGAUCGAAUGGGAAAUUGGGUACCUCAAGACCCUUCAGGAGCUCAAUUACGGCAGUUGAUUACGGAAUACGGCGUUUUACCGCUGGAUUCUCCAUUUAUCAGAGCGCGUACCCCUUUAGUCCGUUCAUUGAUGCUCUACGGACCUCGUGGAUCGGGUAAAACCAUGUUGGUCAGUGCUUUAGCCAACGAGACGGGAGCUCUGUUGCUCAAUUUAUCGCCGAGUAAUCUCGCUGGUAAAUUCCCAGGCAAAACAGGGCCGACGAAGCUCGUGCACAUGGCCUUUUUACUGGCCAAAGCUGCUACGCUACAGCCUAUUAUCAUCUACAUGGAUGAAUGCGAGCAGAUUUUCGCUGGCGGGGGCGGCAAAAAGAGCAAAUCGGCUGCAAACACAGAAGGUCCGGCUCGCUUUAAGAAGGACCUUUUGCUCUAUAUCAAAGCUGCAUUAGAGCCGUCGGAUCGUGUUCUGGUUGUUGGCACUUCUGCGGAUCCUGGAGCUGCGGAAGCCAAAGAUUUACGGAACUUUUUCGACAAAUUUUUGCAUGUCCCGUAUCCAGAUUACGCGUCCCGUGUGUUACUUUGGAAACAUGCCUUACGCUCUACAAUUGCUUCCCAUGCUGCGACUUUGGGGCUCUCGUCGACGGCCACAGCUACGGCGCUUGCUUCUGCGUCUUCUUCGUCGUCUACAGUGCUGGCAACAGGCUCAGCAAGUGAAUUGCAGGACCCUCGUCGUCAGGAACCUCUCGAUAUCUCAACACUGGCGCAUAUUUCAGAGGGCUAUGCGUCUGGCAGUAUCGUGCGUGCAGUGGAGACCACGUUGACUCCUCGACGUGUCGAGUGCUUGGAGAAGCGGCCGCUACGUGAAGAAGAAUUUCUUGGCGCUUUGUCGCGACAAACUGCCACUUUUACAGACGAUUUCGAGAAAUUUAAGACAUUUACUGCAGUCAUUACGGGACUGAAAGAAACUCGCGAUAAAUUACGCAAAGCGGCACAGGAUGCACUCAAUCCUGACGACAAGAAGGAUGCCAAGGGUAAAGGCGACAAGAAAGGCAAGAAAGGCAAGAAAUAA